Molecule: messenger RNA, 4552 nt
Organism: Mirounga angustirostris (Northern elephant seal)
Lineage: Eukaryota; Metazoa; Chordata; Mammalia; Carnivora; Phocidae
Gene: PALD1
Product: phosphatase domain containing paladin 1
Exons: 20
Coding region: 305-2932 (875 amino acids)
Cellular component (GO): cytoplasm
Molecular function (GO): protein tyrosine phosphatase activity
Source: RefSeq, a predicted model, not a curated record
GGGGGCGCGGGGCGCCGAGCUGCGCGCUGGGGCUGGGGCGCACAUCUUCCACCACCGACGAGCGCGGGCUGCGGUUCUCCUGGCCUCGGCUGGUUGCGCCCGGCCUGCCCGCCUCCGGAGCCGCCUCUGCCCACGGAUGGGCUGGGGAAGUGGGGAGGAGCGAGCCGGAGCCCGCGCGGGGCGCGCCCAGCCGCUGCCUGACUCGGCGCCCGCAGUCCGGGCGCAGCGCGCCAGCCGCAGGAGCGCGGAUGCCCCCCGGAGCCGCGGGCUGGCAGGUUUGGGGUCCUGAGGCUGCCAGCGGACUAUGGGUACUACGGCCAGCACAGCCCAGCAGACGGUUUCGGUGGGCGCCCCCUUCGAGGGCCUCCACGGGGGCGGCACGAUGGACAGUCAGCACUCACUCAGUGUCCACUCCUUCCAGACCACAGGCUUGCACAACAGUAAGGCCAAGUCCAUCAUCCCCAACAAAGUGGCCCCCGUCGUGAUCACGUACAACUGUAAGGAGGAGUUCCAGAUCCAUGAGGAGCUGCUCAAGGCCCAUUACACGCUGGGCCGGCUCUCAGACGCCACCCCCGAGCACUACCUGGUGCAGGGACGCUACUUCCUGGUGCGGGAUGUUGCUGAGAAGAUGGAUGUACUGGGCACUGUGCGGAGCUGUGGGGCCCCCAACUUCCGGCAAGUGCGGGGUGGCCUCACCGUGUUUGGCAUGGGACAGCCCAGCCUCUCUGGUUUCAGGCGGGUCCUCCAGAAACUCCAGAAAGAUGGACACAGGGGGUGCAUCAUCUUCUGUGUGCGGGAGGAGCCCGUGUUGUUUCUGCGUGCUGAGGAGGACUUCGUGCCCUACACGCCUCGGGAUAAGCAGAAUCUUCAUGAGAACCUCCAGGGCCUGGGACCUGGGAUCCGGGCAGAGAGCUUAGAGCUGGCCAUCCGGAAAGAGAUCCAUGACUUUGCCCAGCUGAGUGAGAACACGUACCACGUCUACCACAACGUCGAGGACCUGCUGGGGGAGCCCCACGCUGUGGCCAUCCGGGGCGAGGACGAUGUGCACGUGACCGAGGAGGUGUAUAAGCGACCCCUCUUCCUGAGGCCCGCCUACAGGUACCACCGCCUGCCCCUGCCAGAGCAAGGGGCCCCCCUGGAAGCCCAGUUUGAUGUCUUUGUGAGUGUCCUCCGGGAAACCCCCAGCCUGCUGCAGCUCCGAGAUGACCACGGGCCUCCCCCUGCUCUCCUCUUCAGCUGCCAGACAGGCGUGGGCAGGACCAAUCUGGGAAUGACCCUGGGUACCCUCAUCUUGUUUCACCACAGCGGGGCUGCCUCGAGGCCGGAGGCUGUACCCCUGCAGACCAAGCCACUGCCCCUGGAGCAGCUCCAGCUGAUCCAGAGCUUUCUCCACAUGGUGCCUCAGGGGAGGAAGAUGGUGGAUGAGGUGGACAGAGCCAUCACUGCCUGUGCGGAGCUGCAUGACCUGAAGGAGGUCAUCUUGGAACACCAGAGGAAGCUGGAAGGCCCCCGGCCAGAGAGCCCAGCCCAGGAUGGCCCCGAGCCCUGUCUUCACCACCCACCCCGCUUCUGGGUCACCUCCUCUCAGGGAAGCUGCAGCCAGCACGGUGUCCCGCAGAGGGCGCUGCAGAGCCUGGAGCGAUACUUCUACCUGAUCCUGUUUAACUACUAUCUCCACGAGCAGUACCCGCUGGCCUUUGCCCUCAGUUUCAGCCGCUGGCUCUGUGCCCAUCCUGAGCUGUACCGCCUGCCUGUGACUCUGAGCUCAGCGGGGUCUGUGGCCCCCGGGGACCUCGUCACUAAGGGCUCUCUGGGGGCGGACGACCUCAUCUCUCCAGACGCACUCAGCACUGUCAGAGAGAUGGAUGUGGCCAACUUUCGACGGGUGCCCCGCAUGCCCAUCUAUGGCACAGCCCAGCCCAGCGCCAAGGCCCUGGGGAGCAUCCUGGCCUACCUGACUGAUGCCAAGAGGAAGCUACGGCAUGUCGUGUGGGUCAACCUGAGGGAGGAGGCCGUGCUGGAGUGUGACGGGCAUACCCACAGCCUGCGGUGGCCUGGGCCCCCCAUGGCCUCCGACCAGCUUGAGAACCUGGAGUCCCAGCUGAAGGCCCACCUGAGUAUGCCUCUCCCGGGCACGGGGGGUGCACCGACCCGCAAGUUCCAGACAUGCCUCACCACGCGGGAGGUCUUCACCCAGCACCGUGGGGCCUACCCCGGCCUCACUUACCACCGCAUCCCCCUGCCAGACUUCUGCGCCCCCUGUGAGCAGGAUUUUGACCGACUGCUCGAGGCUCUGCGGGCUGCCCUCGCCAAGGACCCGGGCACUGGCUUCGUGUUCAGCUGCCUCAGUGGCCAGGGCCGGACCACGACCGCCAUGGUGGUGGCCGUGCUCGCCUUCUGGCACAUCCAGGGCUUCCCCGAGGUGGGCGAGGAGGAGUUCGUGAGUGUGCCUGAUGCCAAGUUCACCAAGGGCGAGUUUGAGGUGGUGAUGAAGGUGGUGCAGCUGCUACCUGACGGGCACCGCAUGAAGAAGGAGGUAGAUGCGGCCCUGGACACAGUCAGUGAGACCAUGACCCCCAUGCAUUACCACCUGCGGGAGAUCAUCAUCUGCACCUACCGCCAGGCAAAAGCGGCCAAAUCGGAGCCGGAGGCCGGGAGGUUGCUGCUGCGGGGCCUGCAGUACCUGGAGCGCUACGUGUACCUGGUGCUCUUCAACGCUUACCUCCACCUGGAGAAGGCUGACUCCUGGCAGAGGCCCUUCAGCUCGUGGAUGCGGCAGGUGGCAUCGAAGGCCGGAGUCUAUGAGAUCCUCAACCAGCUGGGCUUCCCCGAGCUCGAGAGCGGGCAGGACCAGCCCUUCUCCAGGCUGCGCUGCCGGUGGCAGGAGCAGAGCCGCUGGCCCGAGCCCUCCGCCGCUGGGGACUUCCUGUAGGUUGGGCUCCCUGCCCCACCCCUGCCCCUGCCUGCCCCUGCCCCGGCCCCUACCCGCCUCCUCCUACGGAGCUCCAUGCAGGCUGGGGAUGCUCCAGGUGCUCUUCACGGGGAGUGGUGCCGAGGAACCCAGGCCCCCGGAGAGACUGGGGCGGGGUUGGGACCCUGUUUUAAAAAGAGCUUUUUAUAGGACGAGUAGUGCACGGUUACACUUGUGAACAACAGGCGCGCGUGCUUUGCAGACCGCAGACGGCUUCCAGGGAGCUCGGUCCCCAAGUAGCCGAGCAGAGCUACUCGCUGCGGCCACGCGCACCCUCCUCGGCCACCUCACAGUGGUCCUGACAGCCUGGGGUGUGGAGCCGGUUUCCUGCUUGCUUUCUCUUGCUGCCCUCCCCGCUUGGCCUCUCCCCUAUUGCUGCCUGAGCACUGCCCUGGGGCCCCUGGUCCCUGGGGAACAGACAGGGCUCUGGUGGAUUUGUCACCUCAGUGGCAGCUUCACCCAGUUUCCUUGCCUCUCGUGCCCCAUCUCCAACCUGGAGACCCCGAGAAGCGCAACGGCGUGGCCUGCUGGGUCUGGCGGAGGCUCUGCCGCUCCUUCCUUCCCUCCCCCUCCCCUGGGGCUGGCGGGACUGUGGAGGUCCCCAAGGAGCUAGAAGGGAGGAGUCCCUCUCGGGAGGAAGGAGCUUCUAGAAGAUGGGUGCAGCCCUAUGGAAGAGGCCUGCCCCAGUUCCCAGGGAGCCAGGGCGGGCAGUGCUAAGGAAGCCCAGGCUCCCUGCAGCUGGUUCUACCACACUUUCCCCGCCCUGGCUGCCCAGGUGGCCCCAGGUCCCCUUCUGCUGCAGCAGGAGCCCCGAGGACCGCUGGGGGGCCCUGAGUGAACAGCGGAGCAUGCGAGUGGGCUAAGGGGGGUUCCAGGCCAUCCUGGCUGAGGACCCCUGAGCUUCCCUCCAGAGGGACCAGAGGGGCCGAGGGUUGAGGAGCGGGAGGCCUCAGGAGCAGCUCUGUCCCCACCGUGGGAAGGCUGCUGGAAGGGCCGGCCCUGUGGAGGUGAGUCGUGCAGCUCUUCCUCUGGGGACCACUGUCCGCCGAAGCCCCGGGGGCUGACCGGUGUGGAGGCUGCCCCCCUGGGCCUGGCUCGUGGCGGCCUGGGAGCCCUCCCUGGUUGGACGCAUGCACUUCUGCAGAAAACCAGUGGACACGUCUCUGGUCUCAGGAGGAGAGGCCAGAGUUGUUCACAUCUACCUAGUAGUGGAAAAUAUUUGGCCAUCUUGGCUGAAAUCUUCUGCAAAACUACUGUAUGUCUGUUCACUACCUUUUUGGAUUUGUUUUUGUUUUUAUUUUUGCAUGAAUUAAAAAGUUUUCAUUUCUUUGCAGACAAAGUCUAGAUGAGGGGUCACAGAUCAGGCUGAACUGGGAGGGAUCCUCUGUGUUCUCACAGUUGACCCUGACUUUCAGCUGUGCUGGGACCACGGGCUGGUCACUUUGCCUCUCUGCCUCAGUUUCCCCAUUUGUAAAAUGGGAGAAUAAUACUUGCCUACCUACCUCACAGGGGUGUUGUGAGGACUCAUUUGUGACUUUAUUUUGUACAGAGCUUUUGAGCAUUAAAAAUGGCUAAAUUAAA